UCUGUGAGUUUAACUCUUAUGUUUACCAAUUUUUCCAAAUGUUCAUCUGAUUGUAAUACUUUUUAUUUUUAUUGCUAGUCAUUUUUUUAUAUGAUUAAAAUUAUUCCAGGCAUUUAGUAUGGAGAAAAUUAAAGGUAUUCAAAGGGAGAUUUAUAAGCAAGAUAUUUUUGUUAAGACUUUACUCAAACAAUUAUGGGAGGCAAAAGACCAAGAAAAUUUUAACUCAAUCAAUUCUGAUUACAUAGAUGCAAUCAAUAAUCAUAAAUUUUUAAUAGAUGACUUGGAGAGAAAAGUAAACUUAUUCAUCAAGCCAUCAGAAAGGGAAGCCAUGACUUCUGAAUUGGAAGCCUUAAGAUAUCAAUUAGAAAGUAAUUACAAAAACCAUAGGAAGGCAACGUGUGAAGUUAGAGAAAUGAUCAGGGAGGAAGAAAGAAAACGAUUAUUCAGUCAUUCGAGUGAUGAAACGGAACUAAGAAGACGACCAGUUGUAUCCAAGACAGCAGGUCAGAGAGCAGCUAACGUCACCUCCGAUUUGCAUAGGAUAAGAAGCCUUUUAGCGGAUCAAGUGGAACGAAGUCGAUUAUCAUAUGAAGCAUUGUUACGCUCAUCUGACAAUGUAAACCAAAUUCGAGAAGAGUUCCAUUCAAUGAGAGGAGUUAUCUCUCAUUCAAAGAGUUUAUUGAACAAAUAUGGUCGACGAGAAAUAACUGAUAACAUUUUAAUAAUACUUUCAUUUGUAUUUUUCUAUGCAACCUGCGCCUACAUAAUUUGGAAACGAUAUCCUUUUUGAUAAAUUUUUCCAUACAAUUUGUUUGAUCAACGGUGCAUUUAUGUUUAUAAUAAUAUAUAAAUAUGUGUUGGAAUUGUUAUUACAA
This is a messenger RNA of Tetranychus urticae (two-spotted spider mite), 875 nucleotides long. RefSeq names its product vesicle transport protein Sec20 (gene Sec20). The record is from RefSeq and is a predicted model, not a curated record. Gene Ontology annotation, cellular component: endoplasmic reticulum; SNARE complex. Lineage: Eukaryota; Metazoa; Arthropoda; Arachnida; Trombidiformes; Tetranychidae. Gene Ontology annotation, molecular function: SNAP receptor activity. Gene Ontology annotation, biological process: retrograde vesicle-mediated transport, Golgi to endoplasmic reticulum.